This is a messenger RNA of Penicillium verhagenii, 1413 nucleotides long. Its product is annotated as Neurolysin/Thimet oligopeptidase N-terminal. Gene Ontology annotation, molecular function: metalloendopeptidase activity. Bases 1 to 1413 code for a protein of 470 amino acids. Gene Ontology annotation, biological process: proteolysis; peptide metabolic process. The transcript has a single exon. NCBI's taxonomy places the organism in Eukaryota, Fungi, Ascomycota, Eurotiomycetes, Eurotiales, Aspergillaceae. The record is from RefSeq and is a predicted model, not a curated record.
AUGCCAUCACUAGAAGAACCGCCCUUCUUCAACACCAGUCCUUCCGAAUUAACUAAAUCAGCCUCGGACUUGAUUGAUCGCGUCAACAAAGCCACCAACGACCUCGUGCGAUCUGUAUCACCGGAAUUCGCCUCAUUCGAUGAUACGAUCAUCCCAUUCGCAAAUAUCGAAAAUGAAAUCAAGGGGAAAGUGCAAUACUUGGCUCUUUUCCAAGCCGUAUCUCCCAAUCCGGAGAUACGCAAGGCAUCUUUGACUGCUGUCAGCCUAGUUGAUAAAGCCUACCUUGGCCUAUUUCGAGACCGAUCAUUAUUUGCGCUAGUCCACGCGGUAAAAAAUACAUGUCCACAAGAUAGCAUCGAUGCUGAAGACCGGAAGUAUCUCAAAAAGCUCCACUCCUUGUUUUGGGAUAACGGGAUUGGCCUAGAAGGCAGUGCCAAUGAGCGAUUCAAUGAGAUUUCAAAUAAACUGGUGGAGCUACAAGUCGCAUUCAUGGAGAAUCUUGGCUCAGAUCCCGGUCAUGUCUCGAAGACUAGGGAUGAGCUUGUCGGUCUGGUGGCGAAAGAACUGGACAAUUUAUCGGAUGGGAUUCCGUUGAAGAAAUCACAAAUCAACAUGGUGCUCUCGCGUUGUCAGAACAGUGAUACUCGCAAGGAGAUCUUUCUUCGAGGCCAAAACACGUUCCCCGAGAACGCCAAGCUACUUAAAGAAACCGUCAUCCUUCGAGAUGAAGCAGCCAGGUUACUUGGGUUUAGUUCAUUUGCAGCACAAAAGGGAGGCAACAUGAUGCUCAGUUCUCCUGAAUCGAUUCACCGGAUGCUCGACGAACUUGCAGAUCACCUGCGUCCGAUCGCGCAGAGAGAGCUGGAAAGAAUGAGACACUUGAGGGAGGGCGAUGAUGAUUCUUUCUAUCUGUGGGACUUUGAUUACUACCAUGAUCUUCUCCUACGAGAGCAAUACAAUGUCGACCAUGAGUUGAUAUCGGAAUACUUCCCGGCUUUAUUUACGGUCGGGAAAAUGCUCACCGUUUUCGAAGGUGUAUUUGGUUUAUCAAUCAAAGAGAUUAAAGAUGUACCCCAGAAGAGAGUUUGGCAUCCGGAAGUUCAAGUCUUCCGUGUUCAAUGUGCAGAGACAUUGCGGCUUCUAGGAUUUCUCUACGUGGACAUCUUCCCCCGAGCAGGAAAAUUCAGUCAUGCAGCCAAUUUCAAUAUCUAUCCAGUUAGUAUACCACCCCUGAGAGCUUUCCAAGCUAAUGUAGAAUAUAGUCCUAUAAGCCUGCGACAGGAGAGAAGCCACCUGUUGUAUGUACUGCUCUGGUAUGCAAUUUAUCCCAGCCGUCCCCAGGGAAAGCCGGUGCUUCUGAAGCAUCGGGAGGUCAUCACUUUGUUUCAUGAGCUUGGUCACGGUAAUAUUUGA